CUCGGCCCCUUCUCCUCCCUGCCGCCGCUCCUCCUCCCCUCCCCGCCGCACCGACGAGGCUGCGGGGCCGGAGGGGAAGGCGGUGCUGCCUGCGGGGAGGAAGCCGGAUGAAGCCCCUCGGGCAUGCAGAGAGCCGCGGGGACCCUGCCCUGGAGCCCAGCGGCGGCAUCAGGAAGACAGCUGCCUUCAGAUGAUACAGAAUUCACUGACAGUUGCUCUUGGUCCAAUCGUGCUUCAUGAGAACUUCAGAAGAUACUAACUGAGAUUCCGAAGCUUAACUUAUUUUGUCAUUCCAGUGUUACACACAGAUGGUACGUGAACAAUACACUACAACAACACCAGGCACUAGCCUAGAGAGGCCAAAGAAUGAAUAUGUCUACAAAAUUGGAAUUUAUGGCUGGAGAAAGCGUUGCCUCUACCUGUUUGUUCUUCUGCUGCUAAUCAUCCUAGUUGUGAAUUUUUCUUUGACAAUUUGGAUUCUUAAAGUGAUGUGGUUUUCUCCAACUGGAAUGGGACAUCUACGUGUUACAAAAGAAGGCCUUCGUCUGGAAGGGGAAUCAGAAUUCUUAUUCCCUCUUUAUGCCAAAGAAAUACAUUCUAGAGUGGACUCAUCACUACUUCUCCAGUCUACUCACAAUGUGACUGUGAAUGCUCGCAAUUCAAAUGGAGAAGUUACAGGCAGAUUAAACGUGGGUCCUAAAGUGGUAGAAUUCCAUGGACAGCAAUUUCAGAUCAACUCAAAGGAUGGCAAGCCACUUUUUACAGUGGAUGAAAAUGAGGUUGUAAUUGGCACAGAUAAACUUCGAGUCACAGGUCCUGAAGGAGCACUUUUUGAACACUCUGUAGAAACACCGCUUGUGAAGGCAGAGGCUUUUAAACAGCUUAGGCUGGAGUCACCAACGCGAUCUUUGAGCAUGGAUGCGCCAAGAGGCAUUAAUAUCAAAGCGCAAGCAGGGAAUAUUGAAGCUCUUUCCCAGAUGGAUAUCAAACUACACAGCAGCGAUGGUGUGCUUUUGCUCGAUGCAGAAACCGUGCGACUGCCUAAGCUGCCUGAGGGUACAAGAGGUGGAUCUGGUAUUUCUCAGGGGCUGUAUGAAAUCUGUGUUUGCCCGGAUGGCAAGCUUUAUUUGUCAGUGGCCGGCGUGGGCUCCACGUGCCAAGAAUACAGCCGUGUCUGCCAAUGAAGCACCAGAAAAGGCGGCACGCCCUCGCUAUUCUCAGUUUUGUAGUAUUGCUAAUGAGCAUUUACUGAAAGUGGAAUUUUCAGAAUUUUAAAAACAAAGUACUUCUGUUUAUGAAACAAAUCUGUAUCUACAACUCUGGACUACAGGGUGAAAGGGGAAGAAGAGCACAAGUGACAUUUCAACUUCAGAAGAAUGACUUGAGUCAGACGAUACGUUCUGGCAGUGAGACUUUGAAAACAGCCUGACAGAGAGCAUAAGGAAAAAUAAAAGGAGUAUGUGUUCUUGCUGAACUAUUAUUCUGGCAGAUGAUUAUGUCAUUACUAAUAUUCUGAGCUCCGUGGUUUUUUUCUCUCACUACAUGUAAAUACUUACUGCAUUAGUGGGUGAAAUUAAAUUGAGGGAACUACUUGAAUUAUUUGAUAAGACAAAGCAUUAUUUGGGGAAUUAAGACAGUGCCAGCAAAUGGUCUAUGCAAUUUUGUUCUUGCAAUAACACAAAAUAGGAAAGAUGUGCUAUUUGUAGAAGUCCUGUGUAAAAGGUGUUAACUUGCUAAUAGCUUUCUAUUUUAAUUUUGCAACAUACAUGCUGAUUUGCAUAUUACUGAGAUUCACAUAAAAAUAACAAAUACAAAAAGUUACAGGAGUUAUUUAUACCUUCUGUGUCUUCAAUGCUGUACACUAAAGAGAAGAGAAGUAUGUUUGUAUAUUUUAUAAUAGCAAUAGUUUGUUGUACUGCCUGUACCAUCACACUCAUUUUAACCCCUUUUUGAUUUUAGGACACACUAAUCCAACAAGGCAAUUUACUCUGCCAGCUCGACUAGUAAAAACAAAAUAAUCCUUAAUGUGGCUCCAGAUUGUCUGCUACAAGGAACUGUUUGGGCGGUGAGGAAAAAAAAAAAAAAAAAAAAAAACUUUUUUGCAGCCUACAGGAUUCAAUUAUGAGAACUAUUUCAUUUCCAUCUGCAGCUGUUGACUGAUACCUCUGAUCCUAUAAGAGUGGGACUCCAUCACAAAUGGAGGGAGUAAAAUCACUCUUUAUUAUUUUUUAUGUUAGGAAUCAGGAUACAAAGUAAAUGCUCACCAGAGCUGACAAACCAUUUACUGACCUUGUAGAGAAACACAACUGCAGACCCAUUCCCCUGUACAGUGUUGCACUGAACACAAAUAAAUUGUUUGCACACCUCUGGGUAGCAGGAUUUGUAUUUAGUAAUCUGUCAUUUAAACCUCAUGCUUUUUUAACCCCGUUGAUGCUGUUUUAUAUACACUUGUUAUUAUCACCCAAGUAGGAGCUGCUAUCACAUAGUGCCUUGGGGUCUAUUUACAGAAGGAUUUAAAACCAUAAUCAUUAUUAAACCACAGAAUGCCUGUCCUUCACAGAAAAGAAUCUUCAUCCUUAAGGCAGGAGAAUCAGAACAAAUGACCAAGAUUGUACCGUGUUUUUACACUUGGUACUUCAGCUUUGGUGGACAACUGAAGAAACCAACACUCAGUUAAGAUCCCAGAUAGCUAUAGAAGCCUGAGUUGAAAAAGAGACCCCAUUUAACAGUAUCCGUUCUUAUUGCAGUAAAGCCCUGAGUAGUCCCUGCCUCGAGGGCUGCCUUUGUAAUUUAUCCAACGAUGCUAAUGUACAGUCCUGAAAUUACCCUUCAUUAGCAGGGUGGAGCCCUCAGCAAUUCAUGCAAAUUAGAAGAGAUUCAAUGGGAAAAAGCAGGGGAAGUGUGAGAGUUGAGCUUUUGGGUCCCUUCCGGCAAAGAAGGCAACUAAAUCAAGGUCUCCUGUAAUAUUUGGAGACUGCUCUGAUUGCUAACAUCAUGCCUAAGGGAGAAGUAGGAAGCCACACAUCCUCCAUGUCUAAAAUUCCUUUUUUUCUGGCUUUAGACAUCUUCAGGAGUGAAUCCAGGGCUCUUGGCCCUAAAGAGGGGAAUAUAUGUCUACUACUGAAUAAUGCAACUAAACCCUCAGCUGUAUCAACCUCUAACAGAAACCUGUCUUCAGCAUUAAUUUAAGUUAGUUUAGGUGGUUCCAGCUUCAUAUACAAGUUUUUGCAGACCAAAUUAUGGGUAGUCUUAGCUUAUAUAUAUUGGAUAGAAAUUCUAUAUAUUACGAUAAAAGACAGCAAAUUCCACUGCAUGUGCCAGAUACCUAAAAACUACUGCUAAAAGAAACUUGGAAUGCAAUGUCUGGAAGUAGUGCAACAGCAAAACAGGGACUUAAGUCCUCAGAGAAUUAAACCACCAUCUAGUUUCAAAGACAUCUCAUUUUUCUCGUGCCUGUAUUUCCUACAGCAAGGACCAUACACACAUUCUGGGUGGUACCAAACUACUCAUCUACCUGAUUUAAUCUCUAAAUUUUAGCCAGAGACUGAAAAUAAGUACAUUAGUCACAAUUUACCUAUUCUGCUGGCAAUGAAAACGUAGCAUUUUAAGUUACUCAUUUUAAGCUUCUGUUUUGGAGGCACAGUUUCAAACAUGAAUUGCCACUUAAUACUAAGCAAGGGAUCAAAUCCAGGCUUCCCAUGUUUCAUAAGAAUAACCUAAUGCCUAAAAUGCUGGGUAUUUUGAAGCAACUUCUGUUGCAACUUCAUCCGUUGAAGUUGCUCCAUCUUAGUUAACAUUUACAAAGCUGUGGUGUAAACCUAAGAAAAUAGGGGCUAAGUAACACUACUGAGCAUUAUAUCACCUCAGAUAGACAUUGCAAUGCGUACUGUCUUUCCGUGGAGAUAAUCCUUUUUGAGUUGCCUAAAUUCACAGGUGAGUUCUGGGUAGUACUGAGCUGCUGUGUCCCAGGCUGGGCCAUCAUCCUAACCACCAGUUUGCCCCUCUUUAUUUUUUUAAACUUCAUUCUCAUUUUCAUUAUUCUACAAAACUGAUGUUAAAAACAUAGUUGCAUUUUUUAAGUUGUGAAGUGAAAAACUACAGUUUUUUUAAACCCUGGAUGGCAGCUUCUUGUCACUGAAGAACAUUUGGGGGAUUUUUUUCUUUUAAUUGUGGUUAGUAAAGAAACCAAAUUCAUGCUAAAAUUAUCACAGUGUAAUCAAUUGAUGCUGUCAUCUGAAUUGUUAAUGUCAAUGUAGUUCAUACAUCACUAAAUUAUCAUUUCUGGUAUCUCCAUGUGGCCAUCUUUCCACCAACCUUUAGUACUUCCAAAUUAUUGUUUCUACUUGAAUCAAACUCUAGUAAAGAGUUAAGAGAGUAACAGAAAAUUAUGGCACAGGAACGGGAGAAUAUGCACUUCUCUGAUUUAUUUUCAAAUACGUUAAGCAAAUGGAGAAAAAAAAUACCACCCAGCAUCGUGAACUGUAUUGUUUGCAUAUUUUUCCCCAAAAAAGAGCUACGUAUGGCAGUUAUUGUAGUUGGUUGGGAUUACUAUACAGUGAAAAAGUAAAACAUCAAAGGAGUAGUAAAUACUGAUAAUUGCCCAAACACAACCCUUUAUUUCCAUUUCACAGUCCUUUAGUAUUUACAUUUUUUAUCUUUAUAUAACUUUAUGCAAAAGGAAAUUGCAAGAAUUAACUGAAAACUGAGUUCUUGAAUAAACUUCCUACAUUUU
Molecule: messenger RNA, 4732 nt
Organism: Cygnus olor (mute swan)
Lineage: Eukaryota; Metazoa; Chordata; Aves; Anseriformes; Anatidae
Gene: SGCG
Product: sarcoglycan gamma
Exons: 10
Coding region: 309-1184 (291 amino acids)
Biological process (GO): cardiac muscle tissue development; heart contraction
Cellular component (GO): sarcoglycan complex; sarcolemma
Source: RefSeq, a predicted model, not a curated record